Cotesia glomerata is the source of this 2176-nucleotide messenger RNA. Its product is annotated as aromatic-L-amino-acid decarboxylase-like. Gene Ontology annotation, biological process: amino acid metabolic process; catecholamine metabolic process. Gene Ontology annotation, molecular function: aromatic-L-amino-acid decarboxylase activity; pyridoxal phosphate binding. The record is from RefSeq and is a predicted model, not a curated record. Bases 340 to 1905 code for a protein of 521 amino acids. Lineage: Eukaryota; Metazoa; Arthropoda; Insecta; Hymenoptera; Braconidae. The transcript has 8 exons.
AUAUUUCUACGUAAACACGCGAUAAAAAGUUUUGACCGAGAUAUUUGUUUAUUUAAAAAAUAGAAUUUAUUAUUAUUUAAAUAAAGAGCUGUUGGACCAAUCAUUGCACGUGGUAGCGAUUUUAUAUUUUGAAUUAUUGAAGAGAAAGCCGAGAGAAAGUCUUUUAAGUGGUUGUGUAUAAAUAUCAGUGGGUCCAUCCGCAACGAUCAUUUAGUAAAAGAAAGUUUUUCGGCUAACACGCAUCUACUUAACAGUGAUAUUUCAUCAGAUAAAGAAUAUUUUGAAAUAAUAGAACAAUUGAGAUUUAUUAGUGCGCAAAACAGAUCAGUGACUUUUAAAAUGGAAGCUAAAGAGUUUAAGGAAUUCGUAAAAGCGACUGUUGACAAGAUCGUUGAUUACAACGAAAGUUUGAGGGACAGAAAGGUCUUGCCUGAUGUCGAGCCAGGAUACUUAAGCAAAUUGAUUCCCGAAGAGGCCCCUCAAAAAGGUGAAUCGUGGCAAGACGUAUUCAGUGAUAUCGAGCGAGUUAUUAUGCCGGGUGUGACACAUUGGAACUCACCACAUUUUCAUGCAUAUUACCCGACUGCUAAUUCAUAUCCAGCAAUUGUGGGUGAAUUAUUGAGCGCUGGGAUCGGAGGUGUCGGAUUUUCAUGGAUUGCAUCCCCGGCUUGUACGGAAUUAGAAGUUGUUACGAUGAAUUGGCUCGGGAAAAUGCUGGGAUUGCCCAAAGAAUUUCUCAACUGCAGUGAAGGACCUGGUGGCGGAGUUAUUCAGGGAUCGGCAAGUGAAGCAACUUUGGUUGGAUUGCUGGCAGCCAAAGAGCGCAUGGUGAGACACAUCAAGAAAGAAAACCCAGAUAUGGACGAAGGGAUAAUAAAGUCCAAAUUAGUCGCCUACACUUCGAACCAAUCUAACUCUUCGGUGGAAAAGUCAGGGCUACUCGGGUCGAUGCCAAUGAGAUUGUUGCCAGUAGACGAUAAAUGCAGCCUCCGUGGCGCGACUUUAUUGGAAAUGAUGAAAACAGAUCGGGAGGCUGGAUUGAUCCCUUGUUAUAUUGUUGCUACUUUGGGAACUACCGGUACCUGCGCAUUUGAUAACUUGGAGGAAAUAGGACCGAUUUGCAAAGAGAACAACAUGUGGCUUCAUAUUGACGCUGCUUAUGCGGGCGCUGCUUUUGUGUGUCCUGAGUACAGACACUUGAUGUCUGGAAUUGAGUACGCUGACUCGUUCAAUUUCAACCCACACAAAUGGCUUCUCACUAAUUUCGAUUGCUCUGCACUUUGGGUUAAAGACUCCAGAAGUCUCAUCGAGGCCUUCAAUGUCGAACGAAUUUACUUAACGCACGACAAGGAGGGUUUAUGUCCAGAUUAUCGCCACUGGCAAAUUCCAUUGGGAAGACGUUUCCGUGCUCUGAAGCUCUGGUUUGUCUUGCGUUUGUACGGAAUUGAGGGUCUUCAGGAACACAUCCGGCACUCGAUAAACUUAGCCAAGAGAUUCGAGUCUCGAGUUCAGUCUGACGAGAGAUUUGAAAUCGUCACUGAACGAUCGAUGGGUCUCAUUUGCUUCAGAUUGAAGGGAGAAAAUUUAUUAACGCGGGACCUCUAUGACCGCAUACUGAAGCGAAAACGCAUUUAUCUAACGGCAGCCACAUAUCAAGACCGAUUAAUCAUCCGGUUUGUUGUAUGCAGUCGUCUCUGUCUCGAGGAGGACAUUGAUUAUGCCUGGAACGAGAUCACAAGCCAAGCUUCUGAAAUUAUCAAUUCCCAGACACAUCAAACGGGCAUCGAAUCCGCCGAAAAACCUGUCAAAAAACUCGAACACUCGGGAAAACACCUGGGGGCCAUAACUGCCCGAAUCGAAGGCUUAAAUAUUAACAAAGCCAAAGUUUUGCAAAAAAUAUCAUGAUUUGUUCUUUUUCCUUUUAAUUUUUCAAGGCUAGUUCUUUUCGUUUUUGUCACCACUGAGUUUUGUUUUCACAUUGUUUCGUAAAAUUCUUAGCUUUUUAGCACGAAUAUCUAUAUUCACAAAUAUAGGUAUACAAAUACAUGGAGUGAUCAUAUACUGGUACAUGAUCAUAUAUUGGGGCUUUUACCUUAAUUAGUAUUAAGGUUCCACAAGGCUUUGUAAAUAUUAUUGUCUUAUUAUGUGCAAUAAAGAGUUUGAAAAACGAUAAAAA